Molecule: messenger RNA, 1824 nt
Organism: Glarea lozoyensis ATCC 20868
Lineage: Eukaryota; Fungi; Ascomycota; Leotiomycetes; Helotiales; Helotiaceae
Product: S-adenosyl-L-methionine-dependent methyltransferase
Exons: 1
Coding region: 1-1824 (607 amino acids)
Biological process (GO): tRNA processing
Molecular function (GO): tRNA (uracil(54)-C5)-methyltransferase activity, S-adenosyl methionine-dependent
Source: RefSeq, a predicted model, not a curated record
AUGGAUUCAGCUCGUCCGACAGACCAGGACAAGAAACGGCAACACCAAGGCAGACAAGGCCAACCGUGGGGAAAGAGGCAGAGGACAAAGAAAGAGAAGCCUGUAAAAGAAGGCUCAAACGAUGAGGUUUUGAUUGCCGAUAUUCGGGCUCUGCUCGCAGCCCAGAAACUGUCAGAUGCUACAUCCGUAAUCGAUACGACGGCGGAAAAGACUGGCGACCCUCCUGCUGGCUCAGAUAUACUUGCUGCGGAAUCCUCGGUUGUUGAAACGAAGGACAAUGGACAAGAAGAAGUUGUUGAGGGAAAGAAGACGCCCCUGCCAGCACCAUUUUCCGAGAUCGAAGUAACGGUGCAAGAGAUAUCUUCAACUGGAGAUGGGCUUGCAACGCAUAGCAGCUCAAAUCAGAUAUAUGUGGUUCCUUUCACGGCGCCGGGUGACGUUGUCAAAGUGAAAGUAAUAAAGCAUUUUGAAAAGGAACGAUACUCUCUUACGGAUUUUCUGUCUGUCGUCACGCCCGGCCCUCUGCGGGAUGACAGCCGGAUCAAUUGCAAAUAUUUCAGUAAAUGUGGUGGGUGUCAGUUCCAGAUGAUGGACUAUUCAGAGCAGUUAAAGCACAAGAAAAGAAUCGUUGAAAAGGCAUUCAAGAACUUUUCAGAAUUGUCACCUAAGCUUGUACCGACGAUUAGGGACACCAUAGGAAGCCCAUUGCAGUACGGAUAUCGUACGAAACUCACUCCCCAUUUCGAUGGCCCACCAGGUCAUCUCAGCAAACAGGACAAGCGAAAUGGAGUGCGAAAUUUCUUUACCGAACCACCGCCUAUUGGUUUCAUGUUGAAGGGCCAACGAAAAACAUUGGACAUUGAGGACUGUCCAAUUGGUACUGAUGCGGUCAGAAUGGGUAUGAAGAGGGAGAGAGCGAAUGUCGUCAAGAAUUUGAAGACAUAUAAAAAGGGCGUAACAAUCCUACUUCGGGAGAGUACUGAAAGAGUGCAGAAUGACGAUGAAAAAGCGUCAACCACACCUGACGAUUCCAUCAAGGUUCAAGGACCAAAGCACACUGAUUUCAAGACAUGCAUUACAGACAACAAUGCUACGUCUACCGAGUACAUCGACGACUUCGUGUUUACCAACACCGCCGGAGCGUUCUUCCAGAACAAUAACUCCAUCCUACCAGAUUUCACUCAAUAUAUUCGAGAAAACAUUCUACCCCCACCUAGUCCAACCGCUCCGGCGAUCAAAUACUUCAUCGAUGCAUACUCUGGCUCUGGUCUCUUCACCAUAACUCUCUCAUCACUAUUCAAAACUUCGGUUGGAAUUGACAUCGCAGAGCCCUCGAUCGUAUCUGCCCGCCAAAACGCAGCGCUCAACAAUCUGCCACCAGAGCAAUGCAAAUUUAUUGCAGCAGAUGCUCCUAAACUUUUCAACUCCAUCCAGUAUCCCAAAGACGAGACCGUUGUCGUACUUGAUCCACCAAGAAAAGGAUGCGAUGAAAGCUUCCUGAAUCAACUGCUCAACUUUGCGCCUCGGAGAGUGGUAUAUGUCAGUUGCAAUGUCCAUACACAGGCCAGGGAUGUGGGCGUGUUGGUACGUGGUAUGAAAGGCUCGAAGACAAGAUAUGAGAUUGAGAGCUUAAGAGGUUUCGAUUUCUUCCCUCAGACUGGCCAUGUUGAAGGUGUGGCCGUGUUGAACAGGGUCGAGGUGGAUACAAGCACAUCUGCUACGAUCCCGGAGCCCUCAAGCUCGAAAGCUGGUGUUGAUAGCACAGAGACUGUGGAUGUGCUCGUGGAACAGCAGCCGGUCGAAAAUCAAACGGCAGCUACAUAA